AUGACGGUGGAGGCAGUGGAGGGUGACGCCUGUGCAGGCGCCAAGGACGGGGGUGACGCCUGUGGAGGUGGCGGGGAUGACGCCGGUGGAAUUAGAGACGCAGGAGGUGGGGGUAACGCCGGUGGAGGCGCCGGGGGUGGGGGUAACGCCGGUGGAGGCGCCGGGGGUGGGGGUAACGCCGGUGGAGGCGCCGGGGGUGGGAGUGACGCCGGUUGUGGCGGGGUGACGCCGGUAGAGGCGGCGAAGGCAGGGGUGACGCUGUUGCUCUUCGUUUGCUUUACAUCUGACCGUUUGAAGUUGUCUGGAUAA
Procambarus clarkii (red swamp crayfish) is the source of this 309-nucleotide messenger RNA. The record is from RefSeq and is a predicted model, not a curated record. NCBI's taxonomy places the organism in Eukaryota, Metazoa, Arthropoda, Malacostraca, Decapoda, Cambaridae.